AUGGCUAGGGAUUUACAAGAAGAUGAGUGCUAUGUUGCAUUAACGCACGACUAUCUCGACGUCAAGUCCACGAUGGACCGUGUCCGAAGCCCGAAAGCCGGGGCUAUUGUGCUCUUCGCUGGGACUACUCGUGACAACUUUGAUGGAAAACCUGUCAAAGAGCUUCAGUAUACUUCGUACGAGCCCCGUGCUCUUCAAAGCAUGCUCAAGAUCUGCAAGGACGUCAAGGAGAAGCAUUCUCUGACCUCAAUCGCUAUGAUACACCGAUUGGGUGUCGUGCCUAUUGCUGAAGAGAGCAUAUUGAUUGCAGUCUCGUCUCCUCAUCGGCAGGCUGCUUGGAGAGCUGGGGAAGAAGCAUUGGAAGAAUGCAAAGAGAAAGUUGAAGUCUGGAAAAGGGAAGAGUUUGGUGGCGAGGAAGGUGGGAUCUGGAGGGCAAACCGGGACGGAGCGGUCGGAGUAAGGAUUGACGGAGACCAAGAAGAAGAUGAAAAUGAACCACCGGCUGGACCUCAAGGACCGAUUCUAAGACCUGGACGUCCUGGUGAACGAGGUCAUGGGCCUGUGGUAAACACGAACACGCUGAACGACUAA
This is a messenger RNA of Drepanopeziza brunnea f. sp. 'multigermtubi' MB_m1, 591 nucleotides long. RefSeq lists its product as uncharacterized. Gene Ontology annotation, biological process: Mo-molybdopterin cofactor biosynthetic process. Gene Ontology annotation, cellular component: cytosol. Gene Ontology annotation, molecular function: molybdopterin synthase activity. The record is from RefSeq and is a predicted model, not a curated record. NCBI's taxonomy places the organism in Eukaryota, Fungi, Ascomycota, Leotiomycetes, Helotiales, Drepanopezizaceae.